AUGAAGUCCAUGGUGCUCCUGUUUGCGUUGGUGGCUGCUUCAUGCCACGCUACGUCAACGGAUCGAGAUGAUAUCGCUGGUUCUAAGGAUUCAUCGUUGGCCUCGUUUCUGCAACCGAUAGAAGCAAGAGUUCGCAACGAUCAAAUCGUACCGGAGAGAAGAUCCCGAGAGCUAAGCUAUCUCGGUACUGGAUACAACUACAACCCGUACGCAACACAGUACAAUCCCUACAGCUUCCAGCAUAACCAGUACAAUCCCUACAAUCCGUACGCCAGCAGUUUGAACGGUUAUGGCGGUGUUGGAACGAUUGGAGGUGUGGGAGGAAUUGGGCUCGGUGGUGCUGGAGGAUUUGUGGGAGGCGGUUUUGGGGGCUACGGAUAUCCAGGAGCCCACGCUGGAUACGGAGUUGGCCAGAGCGGCGUCUAUCCGUACAGUAAUGGCUGGAGUGCGAUUCAGACCCCCUACGGAUAUGGCAAUCAGCUUGGAGGAUACAAUCGAGGACUUUACAUUUGA
Messenger RNA from Anopheles aquasalis, 513 nucleotides. RefSeq names its product keratin-associated protein 19-2-like. Lineage: Eukaryota; Metazoa; Arthropoda; Insecta; Diptera; Culicidae. The record is from RefSeq and is a predicted model, not a curated record.